Molecule: messenger RNA, 3373 nt
Organism: Chenopodium quinoa (quinoa)
Lineage: Eukaryota; Viridiplantae; Streptophyta; Magnoliopsida; Caryophyllales; Amaranthaceae
Product: wall-associated receptor kinase-like 14
Exons: 3
Coding region: 1035-3101 (688 amino acids)
Biological process (GO): protein phosphorylation
Molecular function (GO): ATP binding; protein kinase activity
Source: RefSeq, a predicted model, not a curated record
CGAAGCGAAGAGGCGAACUGAAGAAUGGAGAUGAGGCGAAGUCGCGAAGAGAAGAAGGCUAGGGCUUGAAGUCUUGAACUGAAUUCGUGUUUGGUUUUUUGGGGAAAACUGAUUUUAAUUUUUUUUUUUUUUUUUUUAAAAUAACUUAAAAAUUUUUUUUGGGCCUGGUGAGUCACUUGACCCACCAGGUCUAAGCCCAAGUCCGCCACUGAGUCUUGAGGGGGAAGGGAGGGGGGCCGGCAACAGGGAGGGGGUGCCAGAAACGGAGACGGGGAAGGGAGAUGGCAAGGAUGGGUUUGAGUUUUUUUUUAAUUUAAUUUUGAACAUUAUGUGGGCUUUUAAGUUGGAAAACUGACCAGAAUAAGAGUAAUGUAGUGAUAUCUACUGGUUUUAACUCUAAGGGGAUUAUUUUUUAAUUUCGAAAAAAACGGAUGAUAAGUUCGGUGAUCUGUUUUACAAAAUAUCUUUGAAUUUAUUUAGGAAAAAAAAAUGUAAUAGGGGUAAAUUUGUAAAUCAAGACAUAGCCAACCAAAACCACAUUUCUGAUUUCUCUACUCCUUUAUUACGUAUCCAAUCACCCCUAAUCCCGCGUCCCCACUCUGCGUCAAACAGACGGUCUUACUUUUCUUUUCUCUCCUUUUUUUUUUUUCCUCUUUACCUUUUCCUUUCUAUCAUCAAUAUCAUUUCCAGUUUCCCCCAAUAAUCAUCCACAAAUUACAGAAAAAUCCCAGUUACAAUAUUAAUUAAUACUUUAAAAAAACAAUAUUCUCACUUCUACAACUUCGUUGAUUCUUACUCUGCAAAAAAUUGGUAGUUGCAGCCAUUGAUUCAAUUGCUUUAAAUUCCCUCUUUCCAUUAAAUACACUCACAGAAAUUUCUACGGAGCUGAAUUUAAUGUUGUAGUUGAUCUUCUCAACGGCUUCUUACAAGCGCUUUUACUUCUCCGUCACUCGAAAGUAUCGAAUAUUUAUCAUUCCAUAUUUCUCUGAAGAACCCAAAAUUUGAACAAUAUAGAGUUGAAGACGAAGAUUUAGAUGAUGUUGUUGCUUUAUAGACUGAUAAUUUUUCUGGGUUUUUGUUUUCCAUUAGCAAAAUCGAUCGAAAAUUCUUUAAAUUGCAGCAGAUCAUGCCAUGGUAAAACAGUAAAUUACCCAUUUGGAUUCUCUCAUGAUUGCGAGUUUCAAUUGGAUUGUAAAUCCGACGGGAAAAUGGAGUUCAAGGGUUUUGAUAUCAGAAAUUUAACAUGGAAUUCUAUUCUACUUAAUCUCUCUCCAAAUUGCAGUCGUCCGAUGAAUCAAACCCAGCAAUUAUUUGGAAGAAACUACGCUUUAACUGCUCAAAAUGGGUUGCUUCUACAAAACUGCAGUACGCCUUUAAAUGGGUGUGUAAUUCCGGCGAUUUUGAUUGAGGGUAGGUUUAAUCAGUGUGAAAAGAGGAGAGAGAAUAUGAGUUGUUAUGCUGCUGAACACCCGAUUGGAGGAGGUGGGAUUUUAAGGUACGAGGAUGUUAGUAAUACUGGUUGUCAAUCUUUGUUUUCGUCGAUUGUUAUCGAAAAUUCUGUCGCCGGAGAUAGUAGUUCCGAUGCUUGGUUGGAGUUUCAAGCUGUUCAGGUCAGUUGGUGGCUUACCGGCACGUGCCGGUGUGAUCGGAACGCUAAUUGUAGUACAGUUGGAGCUUCCGGGUACCGGUGCCAGUGUAAUCCUGGUUUUUACGGUGAUGGGUUUGUCAACGGCGAUGGUUGCACUUGCCGCAAUGAUUCAGCUGCAGUCCUUCACAAAGAUGGAACUAAAAUUCCUGUUCUUAUUGGAGGCAUUGCUGCUGGUGCUGCUUCCAUGGCAAUCCUGGCUGGUAUUUGCUACUUUUGUCGGCAUCGUUCUGCUCAUCAGAAAAGUCGGACAAGUGCAAGGCAUCUUCUUUCAGAUGCUGCUGGCAACACUCCUGUUCCUCUGUACCCUUACAAGGAGAUUGAGAGAGCCACAAAUGGCUUUUCUGAAAAGCAAAGGUUAGGCACUGGUGCAUAUGGUACAGUUUAUGCUGGAAGACUUCAUGACAAUGACUAUGUGGCUAUCAAAAAGAUCAAACAUCGGGAUCCUGAUAGUAUAGAGCAAGUCAUGAAUGAGAUUAAACUCCUAUCCUCUGUCAGUCAUCCAAACCUUGUCCGUCUUCUUGGUUGCUGCAUAGAGGGUGGCGAACAGAUACUUGUGUAUGAAUAUAUGCCCAAUGGAACUCUUUCUGAGCAUCUGCAGAGAGAGAGAGAAAGUGGAAAGGCCCUUCCUUGGACAGUACGCCUUACCAUUGCUUCAGAAACUGCCCAGGCAAUUUCCUAUCUUCACUCUGCUAUUCAUCCUCCGAUAUACCACAGAGACAUAAAAUCAAGCAACAUACUCCUAGAUUUCAAGUAUCAAUCAAAGGUUGCAGAUUUUGGUCUUUCUAGACUGGGGAUGAUGGAAUUAUCGCAUAUUUCAACUGCGCCUCAAGGGACUCCAGGAUAUGUUGAUCCUCAAUACCAUCAGAACUACCAUCUUUCUGACAAAAGUGAUGUUUACAGUUUUGGGGUAGUUUUAGUGGAGAUUAUAACUGCAAUGAAAGUGGUGGAUUUUAGUCGGCCUCAUACUGAGAUCAAUUUGGCUGCCCUUGCUGUUGAUAGGAUAGGAAAAGGACGCAUUGAUGAGAUAAUUGAUCCAUAUCUUGAGCUGCACAGGGAUGCUUGGACUCUUGCAUCUGUUCACAAGGUGGCAGAGCUUGCUUUUAGAUGUUUAGCCUAUCACAGAGAUAUGAGACCAACAAUGAUGGAAGUUGCUCAUGAACUAGAGCAAAUAAGGCAAAGUGGGUGGGCCUCUAUGGAGGAGAAUGUGUGCAUGGCAUCAUCGGUUGCAUCUUCUUGUUCCUCGCCAUUUAAUGGGAGCGAGAGAUCAUUCGGUGGUUUAUCAAUGAAGAGGGUAGUAGGAAGCCAGAGAGUUGUUGUUCCACAGAAAGGUAUAGAUCAUCUGGCUUCAUUGGAGGAGGGAAAAGAUAGUUCACCUGUAUCGGUUCAUGAUGGUUGGUUUAGUGAACAAAGCUCACCUUCAACAAACAGCUUGUUGGGUAAUGUAAUUCAGUAAGCCUGACUAAAAUAAGUAAUCUUGACUCUGUCAUCGUACAAUGUGCAUAAACUAGUAAGUUUUUAAUAGCCCGUAUUGUUUUCCUUCUUAUUGUCCACCCAAGGCGGUGGUACAUAUGUAGAACUGUGAAGCAAUUUAAACAAAGUUUACACAUUAUAGUUUAGGAUGUCUGCUGUAUAUGUCAAGAAAUCAUUUAUCUGUGCGACUGUGUCCCCUUACAAUCUUAUGAUCCUACCACAAUUUUUGGCCCUAAAGUUAUCUAUUUUAUGGAA